AUGGAUGGAAGUGGAGACAUUGUAGUACAGGUUCGCCAAGAUAAUGAACCGCGAAUGACAAAAAAGUCUCUGCGAAAAAUCUGCACGGACAACAACUUGUAUGUGACGCCGCAUUUAAAUGAUGUUUUGUAUCUACAUUACAAAGGCUUCAGUAAAAUAGAGAACCUAGAAGAAUACACUGGGCUGAAAUGUCUCUGGUCGCAAAAUAAUGACAUUGAGAAGAUUGAGAAUCUCGAAAAUCAAACAAAUUUGAAAAGUCUUUUUUUGCACUACAAUUUAAUUGAGAAAAUCGAAAAUUUGGAAGUGCUUCAGGAGUUAGAUACAGUGGAUCUGAGCCACAAUUCAAUCCGAAAAUUAGAAACUAUAGACGCUCUGCCAGUGCUUGACUCUCUGUACAUAACACAUAACAAGCUUCAAACAGUUGAAGACAUAGAAAUUCUGACAAAAUGUAAGCAGCUGAGUGUUUUGGACUUGUCUUUCAAUCAUUUGGACAGUCCCGACAUUGUUAAUGUGCUUGGUGCCAUGGAAAACCUUCGAGUUCUUACUCUGACUGGAAACCCUGUACUCAAACAGCUUUCUCCAUACAGAAAGUUAAUAAUAAUAAACUGCAAACAUUUAUUACAUCUAGAUGAACGCCCGGUAUUUGAUAAAGACAGAGCAUGCACAGAAGCAUGGUUUGCAGGUGGGGAGGAAGCAGAAAAGAAACUAAUGGAAAAAUUUAUACAAGAAGAUAGAGAUGUAUGCCUAAGAAGUGCUUUGGAACUUAUACAAAUGCGCGAUAGGAAAAUUGCAGAGAAGGCUGCACAACUAGCCGAUGACACACUACAGUGUGUUUCAUUACUGUUUUCAGAAUAUUCCCAGUUACCCUACACACCAUUACAAAUUACAUCCAGUCAUUCUAACGAUGUCAAAAGUAACUACACAAAUGCUGAGAAAACUGGGGAAAGUGUUCAAGACCUUGGAAAGCUAACAGUGCUAAAAAAGACUCAUGAUGCUGAGCCCUCACAACAUGCUGCCUCUGAGAACAACAGCUGUGAAUUUAUUUUGAAUGCUAUUACUGCUGGGGAUAAAAGCACCAAUGAAAGCCACAACAAAGAAACUGCACUGCUUAGAGAACAAGAAAAUCUUGAUAAUUUAGGACAAUGUGAAUUAGAAACAGAUAACGAUUUUUGUGGCCAGAAGGCCUCUGUACCCACUGAGCAGCAAAUGUUGUACAAUGCGUACAUAGACAACACAGUGGAAAAACAGGAGGAGAGUGACAGUGGUACUAGAGAACUUUACCUAGAGAACUUUACCUACGACAAUUGUGAAAAUGCAAUAGCCUGUGAUUGCAGAACGUCCUCAACUGAAAACAAUAGCUGCAAUAAAGAAAAAGAGCUUGCAUUGCAUGACAGAGAGAGAAUGGUGCUUGACAAGCAGAUGAAACCAGACUGUUUGAACACUGGGGUGCUGCAAAAUGAAGGUGAAAAGAGCCCCCAGUCUGACUGUUAUAACACAGAUUUAAUUCACAAAGCAGUUGCACCAACCUCUGAGGAAAAUCUGUUAAUAUACAAUGGGAAUAAAUUAACAGGUGUAGACAUGGCAGAACAAUUAUUAAGUCAACAGUCUGUAUACAACCCUCAACAAGAUAAUAUUGUAGAUGAUCAUGGUGAUGAUAGAACACUGGGUUUGGGGAACAGUAAAGAUGAAACUGUUGUGCUACAGAAACAAUAG
Molecule: messenger RNA, 1713 nt
Organism: Schistocerca piceifrons (Central American locust)
Lineage: Eukaryota; Metazoa; Arthropoda; Insecta; Orthoptera; Acrididae
Product: dynein axonemal assembly factor 1 homolog
Exons: 3
Coding region: 1-1713 (570 amino acids)
Molecular function (GO): protein binding
Source: RefSeq, a predicted model, not a curated record